AUGCCACCGCGAUCCCCUCAGAACCACGGCGAUCUACAACUCGAUCCUGAGCGCGAGCGACUGCGCAACAAGGAAGCUGCCCUUGAUGCGAGAGAAGCUGCGCUCGACGCGAGACAGCGCGAGCUGGACGAGCUCCAGAGGCGGCUAGAGUGCGACCAGGUGCCUAUCAUAGACCUCCAGGAGAGCAGCGACCUCGACGACGACGACCUCGACGACUUCCUCAGCGGAGGCCGUAGCGACAACACGCUCUCUGGCAGAGGACGUGAGUUCGUGCGACAUGAGAAUAAUGGGGAUGGUCUCUCAAGAGUGCGAGAGUCCAUUGACUCACCCACAAGCAAGCGACUCCGCUCGGGAAAACUCCGCAGUGGUACGGGCGACUCUGAUAGGCUAGGGCGAUCUCAGGUGGACUUCUCUGAGCGACCUGCGAAGCGGCAACGGCAACAGACCACGCAGGGCAUUCAAACCCCUCGUCAGCCUGCCAAUUCAGCCCCUCUCAGGACUCGUUCCGCAACAGUGAGCAGCCAGCGACCCCAGUUCAAGAAGGUCGGCCCUGGCAGGCAGCAAGUAAACGCAGAACGACUCACAUACUGCGGCUUUUUACCUGGCUGCGACGUCCCGACGGCUUUAGCCAGCGACAUCGAAGCGAAAGUGAAAUCGACCGUGAAAUAUUUCGUGGCCCAGAAGCCGAGCAGGGUCAGAACGUGGGCGAGGAGGGGAAACAAGAGCAGCUGGGACUGCUUGCGAACUUUUACCAUGGCUUCCACGAAGACCAAUUGGCACAGCGAGGAAACAAAGCGGAAAUUUGCGUGCACAAGGUGCGAAAGUGGUGGAUUUUUCUGCAUCAUCUCGGCUGAGCCAGAGGGCGAGGGCGAAUUUCUAGACAGUGCGAUUGUGCUUCCGAUGCGCGAGGAAGCGAGGUUGACGGGUGCGACUCCGGAUGACGAGUUUGGCUUCUGGAGAUUGAACAACGGCAAGUGCUGA
This is a messenger RNA of Lasiodiplodia theobromae, 981 nucleotides long. Its product is annotated as Efflux ABC transporter permease. The coding region runs from base 1 to 981 and encodes 326 amino acids. The transcript is spliced from 5 exons. The record is from RefSeq and is a predicted model, not a curated record. NCBI's taxonomy places the organism in Eukaryota, Fungi, Ascomycota, Dothideomycetes, Botryosphaeriales, Botryosphaeriaceae.